Neocloeon triangulifer is the source of this 3552-nucleotide messenger RNA. RefSeq lists its product as uncharacterized. NCBI's taxonomy places the organism in Eukaryota, Metazoa, Arthropoda, Insecta, Ephemeroptera, Baetidae. The record is from RefSeq and is a predicted model, not a curated record. Bases 94 to 3330 code for a protein of 1078 amino acids. Gene Ontology annotation, molecular function: RNA binding; ATP binding; RNA helicase activity. The transcript has 12 exons.
UCUCUGCAGAAAGUUGCCUGUUGCCGAAAAAUAGAUAGAUCGGUGAUUGGCCACAACUCGCAUGCCUUUCUUCUUCCUUCGCCACAAUCGUCCAUGUUGAUUGUUUUCGCUUGGCUUUUGGCGUCGCUGCAUCGGUGCAUCUGCAGAAUAUCUCCAAGCUCACCUUCCGCGGUCACAGGUCACCAAUCCGUGACCUCCCGAGAUACCUGUGCCCCAUCGAUCGUGAAAGAGCGAUCUGUCGCGAAUUCAGCAUCGUGUCAUCGUUCUGUCGUCUGCAAAAUGAAUUCGUCCAAAAAGAUCUUGAUUCCUCGAGGCCGCGGUCGACUUCUAAACCAACAGCCACCGCUCUCGAGCCACUUCGAGACCAACCAACGCACCCUGACUCUGAAUCAGGAGAAUUUUCCAGAACUGCCCAAAAACGAACCGUCUUCUCCAGGUGUUGGUCAGCCUCGCAUGAUGAUGCCAACCUCGGUAGUGACUGCUGUGCCUCCGACAGUCAUGACCCCAGAGUGCUCUCCCAUUUUGAUGGUGGCUGCUCAGCAUGGCAAUGUUCCAGUCAGCACCGCAGUCACAUCUCAGCAGCCUGCUCUGCAAUUCAUGAGCCCCAUCAUUCCUGAGGAACCUGAGCAGCUCAAAGGGCCUGCCACGUGUCAGCCGGACAGCACGGCAAAUGCUUUCCCUUACAUCGGCCAUGCACAUCCCCAGAGCCAGAGAGCAGACAUGAUGCAACAGCAAAAGGACAACCGUCCAAUGCUAUUGAUGGCAAACCAGCCCCCACCUCAGGUUGUUUACCAGCACCAUCAGCCACAGCAUGCACCUCAUCCUCAGUACUACCAGCAGCAGCCCCAGCCGAUGUACACGCAGGCUGUUUACGAAGGUGGCCCGACUCAGUACAGUCAGCCCCGUUACAUCAUGAUUCCGCCGGGCCAACAUCCAUCCGCUGUCAACUACGUCCAGCCUCCCAUGUGGAUGUGUCCUGCGCCGCCCCCACAACACUUUGAUUCGGGCUAUGCUCAAAGAAUGACUCCGCCCGAAGUGCCCAUGGAAAUCGUCCGUCCGCCGAGCUGGAUGAGUGGCGGCACCUGCACCUCUGAAGACAAGGCGGUGGACGCCACCAAGACCCACGAGGACAAAGUGACACAGACCACUCCUCAAAAGGCCACUCCAACCAAGCCGAGGCCACUUCUCAAGACCACGAUGAAAGACGAGGAACAGGCUGCGGCCACUGAGGUUGUGCAGAAGAAAGUGGCCAUCGAGGAUGAUGAUUGGAAGGUGCCCAAUGCCAAGCCAGAGGAAUUGCACGGCUGGGACACUCCCAGUCCUAGUGAGAAAAGGGCCACUUCUCAGAUGGAGAGGAGUUUUGCUUGCCUUGCAGAAGCUAAGAACGGCCGUCUUGAAAACGAGGGGCCUGAGAAAGAACAAGCAAUGAAGGUCGAGCCAAAGGAAGUGGAGCAAGAGCCAGCUUCCAAUGGCGGAAUGGAACAAAGUAGUGGCCAAGAGAAGUAUUUCGGAUUCGACUUCAAAAAGGCCAAUGAAGAAGCUGAAAGUUAUCGGAAUGCCAAGCUUGCGUCCAUGACCAAAAUCAUCAAGGACGUCUACAAGGAGCAUCCCUCAGUUACCAAUUUGACUGAUGAGAAGGUUCUGGAGAUCAGGACUUUGAAGAAUCUCUCUGUUAAUCUGCCAAAGCCUGAGGAACUUUCUCCUCUGCUGCGGCCUGAUACCCCUUCAGUUGAAAAUGACACCCAAAACCAAAAGGCCAUUCCAAAGCCUGUGACUUCAUUCGAACAGGCAUAUGGAGACUACCCUGAGAUCUUGUCGGAGGUGCAGAAGCAGGGAUUUUCUGAGCCCACUCCAAUUCAGAGCCAAAUUUGGCCUUGCAUCAUGAAGGGAAUGGAUGUCGUUGGCAUUGCUCAAACUGGAUCGGGCAAAACUCUUGGCUUCUUGCUGCCUGCCUUCAUUCACAUUGAGACGCAAGUGACUCCGAGGUCGGAGCGGAAAAGCCCAACUGUGCUCAUUUUGGCACCCACGCGCGAACUAGUGCAACAGAUCCACAAGGAAGUGUCCAAGUACAGCUACAAGGGCAUCAAGAGUGUUUGCAUCUAUGGUGGAAAUCCCAAGCAUGAGCAAGUGGCCAUCCUGCGGGAAAACCCAGAGAUUGUGAUUGCCACUCCAGGCCGACUCAAUGACCUUGUUGCUUCAGAUCAGUUGAAUCUAGCAGAGGUUUCGUUUCUGGUCCUCGACGAGGCAGAUGAGAUGCUGAACCAAGGAUUUGAGCCGCAGAUCAACAAGGCUUUGAUUCGUGUUCGUCAUGAUCGACAGACUGUUCUCACUAGCGCCACCUGGCCCCAGUCAGUGCGCCGUAUGGCCAAAAAUUACACCAAAGACCCGAUCUUGGUCAUCGUUGGCACAGUGGAUUUGAGAGCUGUCCAGUCAGUCAAGCAGAAUGUGGUUUUCAAAGAGGAAAACGAGAAAUUCGAAUGGCUUGUCGAUUUCCUGAAGAACAAGAUGACUGACACAGACAAGUUGAUUGUCUUUGUGGGCAAAAAGUCAUUUGCAGACCACCUUUCAAGUGAGCUCGGCCUGAUGCGAUGGCCCUGCGUCUGCAUUCAUGGUGGUUUGCCUCAGUCUGACCGUGACAAGGCCAUUGUGGACAUGAAGUCUGGUGAAAGCAGAGUCCUCAUUGCCUCUGAUGUUGUUGCCCGGGGCAUUGACAUCGAGUGUGUCACCUACAUCAUCAACUAUGAUGUACCAAGGUCCUCCGAGCAGUACAUCCACCGCAUCGGACGGACAGGUCGUGCCGGCAAGACUGGCGAGUCCUUCACCCUGAUUGCCCGUCGAGACUGGGGGUCCGCUCAGCAUCUGGUGGAAAUCAUCUCGAAUGCUGGACAAGAAGUGCCGGCCGAGCUGAUCCAAAUGGCUGAACGCUUCAAGAACAGGACUCCUCGAGGUGGAGGUGGACGGAACUACCACAACAACGGCAACAGGGAAGGUGGUUUCGGAGGAAGACAAGAGGGUGGCUUCUUCGGAGGUGGCUAUGGACGAAGUGACAGCAACUUUGGAGGUAUGCGAAACGAGGGUAGCUUUGGAGGUAGGAAUGAGGGUGGCUAUGGCGGUCGCAAUGGCGGAGGCGGCAGCAGCUAUGGAAGUAGCUUCCAGAGGUCGGCUCCCUACUCGAGCAACUCCUCUGAGAGAGGCCAGCGAGAUUACUCGUCUGACAGAGGUGGCCGAGAUUACUCAAACAGGGGCCAGAACAGAGACUCCUCCUCUGGUGGCGGCUCUCGUAAUUUCUACAACAGAGGAGGCCAGCGUGACAACACAUACAGCCAAUAGGAGGAUCCAACCAAGGCGGAGAACAAUGGUAGAGUAGGACAUUAUUCAGCCCAAGGCUUAAAUACUUGACUCAGAAUUAGUAGUUUGCAUUUCAUUUUCUCAUUUUCUACAAUUUUGUUGUAAAAGUGGCUUCACUAACUUAAUAAUUAAUUAUUUUUCAAAUUGGCAUUAUAUGAAAAAAUUGUAAUAAAAUUGGAUAAUAAAGGUUAAUUUGUAUACGGA